AUGAGUCUCACACCGCUAUCCUGUCAACUCAUGGGAUGGCGAGGCUCUGGUGGAGGAGGAGCAUCCAUCGUGGGCGUGUUUUAUGCCAUGGGAGGGAUUCUCAUGAUACUCGGUGGGCUUUUGGAGUUUAUCCUAGGAAACACAUAUUCAUUUGUCGCCUUUACUGGUUUCGGAGGAUUCUGGUUGGCUACUGCCAUAUCGCUCACACCAUCUGCAAAUGCCACUGGGGCGUUUACAACCGGUGCCGAGUCAACAGUUGGAGUUGAAUAUUACGCUUCAUACGUGGCCGAUGUGCUGCAGACUCGUACUGCAAGCAUUGAGCUUCAAAACGGCGGACCAAUUGGAUCUCAGCAUGGUCACAAUAAUAACGAUGAUAAUGAUAUUGCCAGUCAACCAAAUGAUGGCAUCACUCUGCCGAAUUCAUCCACGCUUGAAUCAACGAGCGUGCCAGUGUCGGAUAUGGAAUCCGCAACUCCCAUGCUAAAAACUCAUCAAAUCGUGGUGAUCAUGCUGUCCCUCUGUGCCAGCUCCUUUGUCUCUGCUCUAGAUAUAACAAUUGUCUCGACGGCCCUACCGGUGAUCUCCGGGUACUUUCAUUCGACAUCGGGCUAUACGUGGAUCGGCAGUGCCUAUGUUCUCGCCAACACAGCUACUACACCUACAUGGGGAAAGAUAUCAGAUAUCUGGGGCCGCAAGCCUCUGCUCUUGGCUGCACUCACGGUGUUUUUUUUCGGCAGUGUGAUGUGUGCCGUGGCUAAAUCGAUGACUGUGCUUAUUGCGGGCCGUGCAGUUCAGGGUGUUGGCGCCGCCGGGUUGAAUAUUUUGGUGAAUAUUUGUAUCAGUGACCUGUUCGCGCUCAGGGAUCGCGGCAUGUAUUUUGGGCUGCUUUCUGUCGUAUGGGCCUGUGCGAGCGGCAUUGGGCCCGUACUCGGGGGAGUGUUUUCUCAGGAGCUAUCAUGGAGAUGGUGUUUCUAUAUUAACUUGCCGUUCGUGGGAGCAGUGUUCUGCUUGCUGUGGUUCGUUCUAAAACUGGAAACUCCCAAAACGCCUGUAUGGGAUGGGCUGAAAGCUAUCGACUGGAUGGGUUGCUUGCUGGUUAUCGGCGGAACUCUCAUGCUCCUGUUCGGUCUCGACUUUGGUGGUGUCACUCAUCCAUGGACCUCCACUACGGUCAUUUGUCUGAUAGUGUUUUCCAUCUUCAUCGGUGCCUUGUUUGUUGUGAAUGAGAAGAAACUGGCCAAGUAUCCUAUCAUCCCCAUGGAUCUCUUUCAAUACCGCUCAGGUAUCGGUUCGUUUGUCCUUUGCUUUUGCCAUGGGUUCGUCUUCACCGGCCAAGCGUACUAUCUGCCACUAUAUUUUCAGUCGAUCCUUGGGCUGAGUCCCGUGAAAUCCGGGCUAUACUUUUUGCCUUAUAUCCUGGCAAUUUGUUUUUCAGGAGCGUUGACCGGAGUGUUUAUCCAAAAGACAGGAAGAUAUAUGCCGACAACGUACUUGGGCCUAGCAUUGAUGACCUUGGGUGUCGGGCUACUCAUCAACCUGGACAUCAAGCUCAACUGGACGAAAUUGAUCAUCUAUCAGAUCAUCUCCGGGGUGGGCAUUGGCCUCAAUUUCGAAAGCCCCUUGCUGUCGCUGCAAGCCAUAGUCGGCGCACACAACGCCACGACGGCGACAUCCACCAUCGGGUUUGUGCGGACCUUGUCGAGCGCAAUAUCGGUGGUUAUUGGGACGGUGGUGUUCCAGAACCAGAUGGUCAAACAAGGGCCCAGCCUUGUUGCGGCUCUUGGUCCUCAACUUGGCGGUCUGCUGGCCGGGGGGGAUGCUGCUGCCAAUAUUGACGCAAUCAGUGCGCUGCCACCAGCACAGCAGCUGGUUGCAAGACACGCAUUGUAUCAGUCACUGAGGGCUAUAUGGAUUAUGUAUACAGGAUUCGCGGGCGCCGGGGUAGUAGCAGGAUGUCUGAUGGCGGCGCAUCCUCUGAGCAAAGAGCACGAGGCGGCGGUUCUCGGCCUGCAUCCACGCGAUGGGCCGGCAGAGACUAGAGACUCAACGCGGUAUCGAGAUACAAACCCAUGGUCCCGGAAAACCGACCGAUUAGAUCCCGAAAAAGCCUCGUCUUCCUAUGAUUCCUCUCUCAGCGACGACGAUCCCGUUUACUCCGACACAUCUCGAGUCACCUCCGGCUCGCUGAGCUCUCGCAUACCCAUGCUAGGCAGCCCAUCGCGACGACGGGGGCCGAGGACGAAAGGCUUCAUGCCUCACCGCUUGAUGAGAUGCUUCUGUCUCGCCGUUUUCAUCGCCCUGCUGCUGUUCGUCCUCAACCUGUUCCGCUUCACGCUGUUCGGCCAAGCCGAGCAGGUCCCGAUUGAAGUGCCCAAGCCUGUGCCCAAGCCACAUAUGUGGGAGAGCUUCCCUUUCCUGGAACGGUAUCAUGGUGGUCUCCGGUCAUUGGUUGUCGCAAAGGAUAACGUCCCCGAAUACCCUGGAGACGGCACCCCUGAAGAUUUGGUGUUGCCGCCCGGUGAUGAACAAGAAAAAGAAAAGGAACAGGAGCCGCAAGAAGACGGCAAGAAGACGGCGCAAAAGCGCAGCAAUUCCAACACCUUCAGCAGCUCGGCAUACAACCCCUACCCCAACUACAAGGCCCAGGAGUAUUUGCAGAAAUAUGGUCAGAAGGUAGACUGUUUCCUCGACGAAGACGGCAAAGUCCGGAUUCCUCAAGUACAGCACUAUCCCGGUGUGCCUCAAGGCUUCCCAGACCCCAUUAUGGGCUCCAACGCAAUGCUCGGUAUUCAGGACGACGUUUGUUUCGAUCGUUUCGGCCGAUUAGGUCCCUAUGGACUGGGCUAUGGAGUCAAGAAAGGCGGUACUGGUGCUGGCAUGGAAGGCGACCGCGAGGGGGCUGACCGUGUAUGGGAAGAUGUCCCGCCGGUCGACUUCCGUCAAGUCAACUGGGCUGCAGCACAGAAUCGCUGCAUCAUUGCCAACCGCCACCGUUUUGCUGAAUUGCCAGAGCCUCGGCUUGAUCGUACUUUUGUCAUGCCUCUCGGUACUCCUCCCCAACUCCAUGUUGAGACGCUUCCGCCCGCCGAAGAAUCCGCCAAGGGCUCUGAUCACCUUCCACGGACUGCUGUUUUGGUUCGAACCUGGUUCGACUUCCACUACACCGAAGAGGACAUCAUGUACCUACGAUCUCUUAUUUCGGAACUGUCAUUGAUGACCGGUGGCGAAUAUACUGUCCACUUCUUGAUCCAUGUCAAGGAUGACAACCUGCAAAUCUGGUCUGACGACGAGACCUAUGACCGUGUACUGCGCGACUCGCUGCCAGAAGAAUUCCGCGGAAUGGGCACUCUAUGGUCGGAACGACAGAUGAACCUAAUCUAUGGCGGACUGCAGGAGAGCUUCGAACGUGGUCUGCCCGUGCAUGGUGUUUACCGAAGCACUUUCAUGCCGGUGCAGUACUUCUCUCAUCUUCACCCGGAAUACGACUAUGUUUGGAACUGGGAGAUGGAUGUCCGUAACACCGGUCACUGGUAUCAUUUCUUCGACAAGGCAAGAAACUGGGCGCGCAAGCAGCCUCGCAAGGGCCUGUGGGAGCGAAACUCGCGGUACUACGUGCCCAGCGUUCAUGGGCCCUGGGAGGAUUUCAUGCACACCGUUCGUGUACAGACCGAGCUGGGCACCAACAACCCGAACAACAUGUGGAGCGCCGUGAAGGAUAGUGAAGACACCUCGGAUCCCAAUCACAAGGAUCACGGCCGUCAUGGUGACAAAUUCAUUUGGGGACCCGAACGUCCGCACGAAUCCGAUGUUAUGGAACUCGACGUGGAUGGUGUCCCUCCUACCACUAUAGAGAAAGACAAGUAUGAUUGGGGUGUCGGCGAAGAAGCUGAUUUGAUUGUGCUCAACCCGCUGUACGAUCCAGAGGGAACAACAUGGCUUCUUCGAAACGAUGUCACCGGGUACAAUCGCGACGAGGGAUUGCCACCACGUCGGGCUGCCAUCAUCACAGCCUCUCGGUUAUCGCGCAAGCUGCUCUCGACGAUGCACCGCGAAACCAGCAUGAAGCGACACACGAUGUUUUCAGAAAUGUGGCCUGCCACAACAGCACUGCACCACGGCUUCAAAGCGGUAUACGUUCCUCACUCGAUGUACAUUGAUCGAAAAUGGCCCACGCGCUAUGUCGAAGCCGUGUUCAACGGCGGUCGCAAUGGCGCUUCUGGUGGCGCGCGCACCUCGAUCUUCGGCGACCGUGAGCACAACUUCCGUGGCACGACGUGGUUCUAUUCAGCCGGGUUUUCGCCUAACCUAUGGCGCCGUUGGCUCGGGUACAGGGUCGACAACGACGGGGGUGAGGAAGAAGAGCUCGCCGGUGAAGGCCGGAUAUGCUUGCCUCCCAUGUUGCUGCAUCCUGUCAAGGAUGUGCAGUUGGUCAUUGAUGACGGAGGCAUACCAGCCGAAGACCAGAUCUCAGACCAAGUGCGAGAGCCAGACAGGCCGCAAUAA
Molecule: messenger RNA, 4503 nt
Organism: Talaromyces rugulosus
Lineage: Eukaryota; Fungi; Ascomycota; Eurotiomycetes; Eurotiales; Trichocomaceae
Exons: 8
Coding region: 1-4503 (1500 amino acids)
Biological process (GO): transmembrane transport
Cellular component (GO): membrane
Molecular function (GO): transmembrane transporter activity
Source: RefSeq, a predicted model, not a curated record